Molecule: messenger RNA, 6987 nt
Organism: Stereum hirsutum FP-91666 SS1
Lineage: Eukaryota; Fungi; Basidiomycota; Agaricomycetes; Russulales; Stereaceae
Product: acetyl CoA carboxylase
Exons: 12
Coding region: 1-6699 (2232 amino acids)
Biological process (GO): fatty acid biosynthetic process
Molecular function (GO): ATP binding; acetyl-CoA carboxylase activity; metal ion binding
Source: RefSeq, a predicted model, not a curated record
AUGGCCGCAUACGACCAUUCAAAAGUCGCACAUUUUAUUGGAGGAAACUCGAUAGACAAGGCUGCGCCGGGUCGCGUUACUGACUUCGUCAAGGCGAAUGGUGGCCAUACCGUUAUCACAAAAGUCCUCAUUGCCAACAAUGGUAUUGCCGCCGUCAAGGAGAUUCGUUCCAUCCGACAAUGGAGUUACGAAACCUUCGGUGAUGAACGUGCCGUCGAGUUCACCGUCAUGGCCACACCCGAAGAUCUCAAAGUAAACGCAGAAUACAUUCGCAUGGCAGACCGCUACAUCGAAGUCCCCGGCGGAACCAACAACAACAACUACGCUAACGUUGACCUCAUCCUCGACGUCGCCGAGCGCGCAGGCGUACACGCCGUCUGGGCAGGCUGGGGCCACGCCUCGGAGAACCCUCGACUUCCCGAGUCUCUCAGCAAACACAAGAUCGUGUUCAUUGGCCCGCCGGGGAGCGCGAUGAGGAGUCUGGGAGAUAAGAUCUCGAGUACGAUCGUGGCGCAGCAUGCGGAGGUGCCGACCAUGGCGUGGUCUGGCACGGGCAUUUCAGACACAACGCUUUCGGAGGCGGGAUUCGUGACAGUGCCGGAGAAAGCGUAUAUGGAUGCGUGUGUGAAAACGGUGGAGGAGGGGUUGGAGAAGGCGGAGCAGAUUGGGUGGCCGGUUAUGAUUAAGGCGAGUGAGGGUGGUGGAGGGAAGGGUAUUCGGAAGGUGGACAGUGCUGCUGGGUUCAAGAACGCGUACCAUGCCGUUGAAGGAGAGAUUCCAGGUUCUCCGAUUUUCAUCAUGAAGCUCGCUGGUCAAGCUCGCCAUCUCGAGGUCCAGCUACUCGCGGACCAGUACGGCAACGCCAUCUCUCUGUUCGGUCGUGACUGUUCCGUUCAACGACGACACCAGAAGAUUAUCGAGGAGGCUCCUGUCACCAUCGCUAAGCCAGAUACGUUCGAACAGAUGGAGCGUGCAGCCGUUCGUCUCGCAAAGCUCGUGGGUUACGUUAGUGCGGGAACUGUCGAAUACCUUUACAGCCACUCAGACGACGUCUUCUACUUCCUCGAAUUGAACCCCCGUCUUCAGGUUGAACAUCCCACCACCGAGAUGGUGUCCGGCGUCAAUCUCCCCGCCGCUCAGCUCCUCGUCGCUAUGGGUGUCCCCCUCCAUCGCAUCCGCUCCAUUCGUCAACUCUACGGCGUCGAUCAUCAUGGCACCUCCGAAAUCGACUUCGACAUGAUCAAGCCCGAAUCAAACCAGCUGCAACGUAAGCCAACUCCCAAAGGCCACGUCGUCGCCGUCCGUAUCACCGCUGAGAACCCCGACGCCGGCUUCAAACCCUCGUCCGGUUCGCUCCAAGAGCUCAACUUCCGCUCGAGUACGAACGUUUGGGGUUAUUUCUCCGUCGGAAGCGCGGGAGGUCUGCAUGAGUUCGCGGACUCGCAAUUUGGGCAUAUUUUCGCGUAUGGACAGGAUCGGUCGGAGAGUCGGAAAAAUAUGGUCAUGGCGCUUAAGGAGCUCAGUAUUCGAGGAGAUUUCAGGACGACGGUGGAGUAUCUCAUCAAGCUCCUCGAGACGCAGGCUUUCGAGGAUAAUACGAUCACCACCGGAUGGCUCGAUUCGCUCAUCAGCAACAAGCUCACUGCCGAACGUCCGGACGCUACGCUCGCUGUUAUCUGUGGUGCGGUCAUGAAGGCGCAUUUGGCCUCCGAGGCGUGUUGGACGGAGUAUAAACGCAUUCUCGACAAGGGUCAGGUUCCGUCCCGUGAUACGCUCAAGACCGUCUUCGGUGUGGAUUUCAUCUACGAGAAUACCCGUUACUCGUUUACCGCCACCCGUUCAUCUCGCACCAUCUGGACGCUUUUCCUCAACGGUGGUCGUACCAUGGUCGGCGCCCGUCCCCUCGCUGACGGUGGCCUGCUCGUUCUUCUGGAGGACAAGUCUCACUCCGUCUACUGGCGCGAAGAAGUCGGUGCUAUCCGCAUGAUGGUCGACGCGAAGACGUGCUCUAUCGAGCAGGAGAACGACCCCACUCAGCUUCGAAGCCCUUCCCCCGGCAAACUCGUUCGCUUCUUGGUCGACAGCGGAGAGCACAUCAACGCCGGCGAGCCAUACGCUGAGAUCGAGGUCAUGAAGAUGUACAUGCCGCUCGUCGCCGCCGAGGACGGUAUCGUUCAAUUCGUCAAGCAGCCUGGUGUUUCUCUCGCACCGGGUGAUAUCCUCGGUAUCCUCACCCUCGAUGAUCCCGCUCGCGUCAACCACGCCAAACCCUUCGACGGGCUCUUGCCUUCGAUGGGUAUGCCCGGCGUCACUGGAAACAAACCGCACCAACGUCUCGUCCUCUACCUCGACAUCCUCAACAACAGUCUCGAUGGGUUCGAUAACCAGGCGAUCAUGAACUCUACGUUCAAAUCCCUGGUCGAAGUCCUCCACGACCCGGAAUUGCCGUACUCCGAGACCACGUCGAUCAUGUCGACCCUCUCCGGUCGCAUGCCGCAGAAAUUGGAGGAUAGUAUUCGUUCGACGAUAGAGACCGCGCACUCGAAGGGGAACCACGAGUUCCCGGUGGGGAAGCUGAAGAAGCUCCUGGAUCACCACCUCGCCGAUACACUCCGUCCAGCCGAACGCACCGCUGCUCGCGCCCAGCUCGCAGCUCUCUUCGACGUUGUCGACCGUUAUGCCGGCGGAUUGAAAGGCCAUGAAGCUUUCAUUAUCACGAACCUCUUAGCACGGUACGAAGAGACGGAGAAGUUGUUUGGAGGGAGUAUCGAGGCGAGGAUUCUUACGCUCAGGGAGCAGUACAAGGAUGAUCUGGACCAGGUCGUAUCGCUCGUGUUGAGCCAUAUCAAGGCGCAGAGCAAGGCGAAGCUGGUGCUCGUCAUCUUGGAUUACGUGAAGAGUAGUGGCUUGCCGGUCGCCAAGGCGGAUAGCAGGCUUUUCCAGGUGCUGCAGGGGUUGGCGGCGUUGGAGGGCAGGUCUUCGACACAGGUCUCGCUUAAGGCUCGCGAGGUUCUGAUUGCGGGACAGAUGCCGUCGUACGAGGAGCGGUUGGGACAGAUGGAGACCGUCUUGAAGGCCAGUAUCGGGACUAGCUACUACGGCGAGCAGGGUGUUGGUGGACGCAGGAAUCCGAAUGCCGAGGUCCUCCGGGAGCUCACAGACUCGCGAUACACCGUGUACGAUGUUCUGCCGUACUUCUUCUCCAGCGAGGACCCUUGGUUGGCAAUUGCUGCUCUCGAGGUCUACGUUCGUCGUGCCUACCGCGCUUACAGCUUGAUGUCAAUCGACUACGAGGAGGGCGACGGCAUGGAUGACGGUGACGCUCCUAGCGCCGUCACUUGGCGCUUUACCCUUGGCCAGUCGCAUUCGCCUCCUGAGACACCUCGCAUGUCGGCAAUUGGCGAGGGCCGUCGCCAAGGAUCCGUCAGCGACCUUACCUACAUGAUCAACCGCCACCAAUCUCAGCCCAUUCGCAGUGGUGCACUUGCCUCCUUCCCCAACCUCGAAACCCUCGCUCAAGGCUUCGAACAAGUCGCAUCCAUGCUCCCCGUGUUCGAUGUCACCGAGUUUUCCCAGCGCUAUGGUAGCACCGAGCCUCCGAACGUCCUCAACCUCGCCCUACGCAUCUUCGACGAAGCCGAUGACAUGCCCGAGACCGAGUGGUCGACGAAGAUCUCAGCCUUCAUCAAUGAGCGACAAACGACUCUUCAUCAGCGUGGCGUCCGUCGUGUGUCGGUCCUCAUUUGCCGUCCCGAACAAUACCCGUGGUAUUACACUCUGCGCGAGAUGGACGGGGUUUGGCAGGAAGAGCAGGCCAUCCGUAAUAUCGAGCCUGCGCUCGCCUUCCAGCUCGAGCUCAGCCGUCUGUCGAACUACAACCUCACCCCGACGUUCGUCGAGAGCAAGCAAAUCCAUAUCUACCACGGUGUCGCUCGCGAAAACCAGCUCGACACUCGAUUCUUCAUCCGUGCGCUUAUUCGUCCGGGCCGUCUGCGCGAUACGAUGAACACCGCGGAGUACCUCAUCUCGGAGACGGACAGGAGGGUCACGAGCAUCUUGGACUCGCUCGAGGUCGUCAGCGCGAAGUACAGGAACGCCGACUGCAACCAUAUCUUCAUGAACUUCGUGUUCACGCUCAAUGUCACGUACGAGGACGUCUUGGCCGCGAUUGCGGGCUUCAUCGAGAGGCAUGGGAAGAGACUCUGGAGGCUGCAUGUUACGAGCUCUGAGAUCAGAAUCACGCUGGAGGAUAACGAGGGCAAUGUGACGCCUAUCCGGUGUAUCAUCGAGAACGUCUCAGGCUUCAUCGUCAACUACCACGGCUACCAGGAGAUCACGACCGACAAGGGCACUACGAUUCUCAAGUCGAUCGGAGAGAAGGGACCGUUACAUCUGCAGCCCGUGCACCAGCCUUACCCGACGAAGGAGUCGCUCCAGCCGAAGAGGUACCAGGCUCAUCUCAUUGGAACCACAUAUGCCUACGACUUCCCCGACCUCUUCUCGAAGGCGCUGCAGAAUGCGUGGGCCAAAGUCCGGUCGACGAAUCCGGGCUUGACUCUGCCGAAGAAGUACCUCGAGUCGCGAGAGCUUGUACUGGACGAGAACGACCAGAUCGUGGAGGUUGAUCGUGCGCCGGGCAACAACACGUUCGGUAUGGUUGGAUGGGUAUUCACGAUGAGGACGCCGGAGUACCCGGACGGAAGGAGGGUCGUCGUUAUCGCGAACGAUAUUACUUUCAAGAUCGGUUCCUUCGGUCCUCAAGAAGAUCAGUUCUUCUACCUCGCCUCUCAAUACGCCCGCGCGCACGGUCUCCCCCGUAUCUACCUCUCUGCGAACUCGGGUGCUCGUAUCGGCCUUGCUGAAGAACCUAUGGGCCUUUUCUCUGCUGCCUGGCAAUCUCCUGAGCACCCCGAGAAGGGCAUCAACUACCUCUACCUCACCCACGAGAACUGGCUCAAGCUGCAGGAGAGGGGUGCCGGUGCUGUGAAGACAGAGGAGAUCGAAGAGGACGGCGAGGUUCGCCACAAGAUCACGGACAUCAUCGGUCUCCAGGAUGGUCUUGGCGUCGAGUGUCUGAAGGGUUCGGGUCUUAUUGCCGGAGAGACCUCUCGCGCAUACGACGACAUUUUCACCAUCACCCUCGUCACCGCUCGUUCCGUCGGUAUCGGUGCCUACCUCGUUCGUCUCGGAGAACGUGCCGUCCAAGUCGAAGGCCAGCCUAUCAUCCUCACUGGUGCCCCUGCGCUCAACAAGGUUCUCGGUCGUGAGGUCUACACGUCUAACCUCCAGCUCGGCGGUACCCAGAUUAUGCACAAGAACGGUGUUUCCCACUUGACGGCGAACAGCGACCUCGAGGGAGCCACACAGAUCCUCGAGUGGUUGUCGUACGUUCCGGAGGCAAAGGGCGAGGACCUCCCCAUUCGGGAGUCAGUGGACCCUUGGGAUCGUGAGAUUGGGUAUGUGCCGCCGAAGGGACCCUAUGACCCGAGGUGGUUCAUCGAGGGAAAGACGGAUGAAGCAUCGGAGGAGUGGCUGAGCGGGUUCUUCGAUAAGGGGUCGUUCCAGGAGACGUUGAGUGGUUGGGCACAGACUGUCGUCGUGGGUCGGGCAAGACUUGGAGGGAUUCCUAUGGGUGUCAUCGCCGUCGAGACAAGGACCAUCGAGCGCGUCGUUCCCGCUGACCCCGCCAAUGCUGCAUCCUUCGAGCAACGUAUCAUGGAGGCCGGCCAGGUGUGGUACCCCAACUCAGCGUACAAGACCGCGCAGGCCAUCUUCGACUUCAAUCGCGAGGGAUUGCCUCUGAUUAUCUUCGCUAACUGGCGUGGUUUCUCUGGUGGCCAGCAGGACAUGUACGACGAGGUGCUCAAACAGGGUUCCAAGAUUGUCGAUGGCCUGUCAUCCUACAAGCAGCCCGUAUUCGUCUACAUCGUCCCCAACGGCGAACUUCGUGGUGGCGCGUGGGUUGUACUCGACCCAUCUAUCAACGCUGAGGGGCGCAUGCAGAUGUACGCUGAUGUCGACGCUCGCGCUGGUGUUCUCGAGCCGGAGGGCAUCAUCGAGAUCAAGAUGAGGAGGGACAAGAUCAUCGCGUUGAUGGAGAGGUUGGAUUCGACGUACGCGACGCUGAAGGAAGAUAGCAAGGAUGCGAACAAGAGUGCUGAGGAGAGGGCGGCGGCAGUUGAUCAGUUGGCGAAGAGGGAGACCUUGCUGCAGCCGACGUAUAAGCAGAUCGCGUUGUUGUAUGCCGAUCUUCACGAUCGUACUGGUCGCAUGGAGGCGAAGGGAUGCGCCAAACCCGCCGUCUGGAAGGAGGCCCGUCGCUACUUCUACUGGGCCGCUCGCGCAGGUAUCGCUCGCUGUGCCGCCCUGAACAAGCUCGCCGAAGCAAGUCCCGGGGCGACGCUCGAGUACCGCGAACGCCUGCUCGACAACCUCGCUGAGAUCGACGACACCGCGGACAACCGUACUGUCGCUGAGGCGCUUGAGGCUCUGGACAUCAAGCCGACCCUGGCACAACUCAAAGGCGACCACCUCGCUCGUCAGCUACUUGCUACGUCGACGGAUAACAGGAAGGCUUUGAUGGAUGGCCUUGUGAAGAUCGUGGAUAACUUGUCAGAAGACGAGAAGGCAUCGUUAAUCACUGCACUCCAAAAUUCAAACACUUCUCCUGGUCCCCCUUCGUACACGACCUCUACAUGACGAGAAUAUGAUUUCAUGAGCUGUAGCUCGAUGUUGCUUCACGUUUUUAUUUUAUCUGUUUUUGCAAUUGUUUCUGCUGCUGUAUCCUCAUUACCCUCACUCACAUCAUCAUGGCCAUAGCCAUACUCAUAUUCGUCAUAGAAUAAAAUACAGCAUCCGGAUCGGACACACACUGUUGUCGUAGUAGAGCAUUACAUUUCUCCUUUUUCGAUUUUUUCGUGGUUUUCUUGAUUGUCUUUUGUUUUGCUCUUUGUUUGCAUCGUAACGAGAUCGUGCUAUGAUUUCCGC